Molecule: messenger RNA, 918 nt
Organism: [Candida] anglica
Lineage: Eukaryota; Fungi; Ascomycota; Pichiomycetes; Serinales; Debaryomycetaceae
Source: the annotation of a GenBank genome assembly
AUGUUAUCUUAUAUUCGAGACAAGAGUAAUCAAAUUACUUCAAAAUUCAACCAUUUCUAUUUUAUACCUCUCUUUGGGUUAAUAUGUUGGUACACCCUUCUCUUUGCACUUGUGGGUCUUUGGGUCUCUAAGGGAUCUCCAUCAUAUCCAGACUUUGGUGAACCAGAGACUCCAAUCCCAUUGGAAAGAGUUGGGGUCAUAAUGCUACCAGGCUUUUUCAUUACUUUUAUUGUAAUUCAUUCUAUUUGCUUUUGUUCUUCGAUGUAUUUGGAAUUCUACCAUCGUAAGAUUGGUAAAUUGAUCAAGUUCAUCAAACCAACUUUACAAAAGAGAUUAGCCUAUGCUUCUAUCACAAUUGGUAUAUUUGCCCAAUUAUUUUUCAUUGCCCAAGCAAUUGUCAACACAGUUUAUUUGCACCGUCGGGAAAGAGCAGCUUCCCAUUAUGCCGUGCUACUUGCCAUUUUUGGUAUUUUGGUUAUGAUUUCAUUAGCUUUAAAUUUUACAAAUUAUUAUAUUAUGGGACAAUAUUAUCGUCAAUAUGUUAACGGAGAAAGAUGGAAUAAGUUUACCAUUUCAUUUGUGGUUAAAAUUUGUUGGUUAUUUGUAACCUUACUGUUGGCAGUCACUACUGCUGUAAUCUACAUCAAGGGGAAUCAUAGAGUUUCAUCAUUUUUAGAAUGGGCCUUCCAUUUCUGGUAUGGAUUAUUAUUAGCCUUUUGGACUUAUGAUCUUUAUCCAUUAACCGAACUUCGUGCACUUCGAAACCCAGCUCGUCGCAGUUCUUCACAAGAUGGAAUUUUAUCGAAAAUUGGAUUGAAGAAAAAGAAGGAAUCGCCUACAUCGAUUGUUAAUAUCCAUUCAUCUGGUAGCUCAGAUUCGCAAAUCUUCACUUAUGAGCAUAAAUUUCCUGAAGUAUAA